UAAAACGCACUUUGAUAGUUAUUCGUCUACGUAAAAAGAUAAUUUUGGCGUUUCUUAAUAAAAUAAAGGAUGUAUUGAGUGAAUGCAAGGGUUUUGAUGGGUUUCGUGAUAGAAAAAUGGACUAAGUAAUUUUAUUAAACUGGACACUACGCGCGCCAUUUAUUUUUUUAGUUACAAAGAAUUAUUUACUAUAAUUAUGUUUAAUAAAAAUAAUAUCACCAUUAUUUAUAUAUUAUUAUAUCAUUAUUAUUGUCGCAAUUUGUAGCACUAUAUUUAGCGUUAUUUAACAUAAGUCCGGCUAUUCACGUGCAAAAAUGUGUAAAAAUUACUUAAACUUGUGAUUAGGUUAUUACAUAAAUGUAUAUAGUGUAAAAUAAUUCGAAAAUAAAUAAUUGGACCGAAGUGAGCAUUUAUAUUAAGUCGAUAUAGUUGCAUCUUUGACAUACUUAAGAAAAGAUUUAAAUAAAAAAUUCGGAGAAAAAGUAUCGAGAUUCAAAGAGAAGACUUUUCAUACCAUCCAAUGUUAAACUGCUUCCAAUGUUUGAUCGAUAGAAUUCCAUCUUUUGCGAACCGCGUCGUACCUUUCUUGUAAUCAUGGUAAAAUUAACGACAGACGUCAUCGAGAAAAAAUAUUCUCAAAUAUUGUCUAGUAAAUCGCUCAGUAAAACGAUGAAAAAGGAGGAGUUAUGGAAAUUGACUCAUUUAUACAUGAAUGACAUGUUCAUCAACAGCAUUGACGACUUAGCUGUUUGCAGAAGCUUGAAGACCAUUUAUCUUCAGAAUAAUAAUAUAUCACAAAUAAAGAAUUUACAUUUUGCCAGCAAUUUGACACACUUGUAUUUACAACACAAUGCCAUAACGAAGCUGGAAAACUUGGGAUCUCUGCAAAAUCUGCAAAAGCUUUAUUUAGGACACAAUAAUAUCACCAUAGUCGAAGGAUUGGAGAAUAUAAAGAAGUUACAAGAAUUGCAUAUCGAGAGUCAAAAGAUACCACUUGGUGAAUCGUUGUGCUUCGAGCCACGCAGUGCUUUUACUUUAUCUAUGUGUCUAAAAUUUCUUGAUAUUUCGGAUAAUAAAAUGGCAUCCUUGAAAGAUUUAUCAAGAUUUCACGAAUUAGACACAUUGGUGGCAAAAAAUAAUCUGAUCGACGAUGUAAAUGAUUUAACUGCGACGAUAAGUACCUUAACUUCCUUGAAGGAUCUGUCUUUGCAAGGCAACCCCGUGACAUGGUCUUACAGAUACAGAGAAACUCUGAUUGCCAACAGUGUUUCAUUAGCUAAUCUCGAUGGAAAAAUUGUGACUGACAUUUGCCGAAGUUUUAUGAAAAGAUUUCAAAUGGAAAAGUACAAUCGACUCACAAAGAAGGCAACUAAAACCUUAUUAAAAGACGAUAUAACAAGCUCCCUGAAUUUAUCGGCGGCUUUCAAAAGAUCUAUUUCCAGAGCAAUUUUUCAGCAUCCUGGACCACAAUUGUCUAUAACAAUUGCCUCUGGAGAAAAUCAGCUACAGGUGUUUCCGCCUUGGAAAUCAGCAUCGGGCAUCAAAAGUAUCAAGGAUAAUCAUGUAAUGCCGAGGCCAUUCUGGAGUAACGUAACUAAGAGAAAAGAGACUCGUUUAAUCCGCUCUAACGAUGAAACAAUUGCAUUACCCCUUAUUUAAGCCUUUUUACUCGAACAACAGUAAAAUAAACGUUCCGAAAAAAGCACCUGUCAAUCAAAGAACAUUUUAGACGCGUUAAAGAAGAUUUUAUCAGCAGAAUUGUCUUGUAAAAAUAAUUGAUAAAAACGUAAGUAAUAAACUAUACAAAUACUAAAUUUAAAGAGUUUUCUUCAUCGUAAAUCAUACUUUAUUUUAUUAUCACUAUUUUUUUUUCAAAAAAUUGUGAUAAUAAAAAGUUUAAAAAGGUUUCAUAGAGUAUUUUAUCUCUUAUAGCUUUAUAUAUACAUAUGCAUACGAACAUAAUUACUUUUAUUCUGGAAAAUUAUAUAAAAUAAUCAUAAUCCAUUGUAGUUCUUCAUAUAAUAAACUCAAAAUUGUAUUAAUAUCAAAUAUGGAUUCUAAUUAUUUAAUCGCUG
Messenger RNA from Linepithema humile (Argentine ant), 2075 nucleotides. Its product is annotated as protein phosphatase 1 regulatory subunit 42-like. The record is from RefSeq and is a predicted model, not a curated record. Gene Ontology annotation, molecular function: protein binding. Lineage: Eukaryota; Metazoa; Arthropoda; Insecta; Hymenoptera; Formicidae.